Messenger RNA from Tribolium madens (black flour beetle), 1583 nucleotides. RefSeq lists its product as uncharacterized. The record is from RefSeq and is a predicted model, not a curated record. The transcript has 5 exons. NCBI's taxonomy places the organism in Eukaryota, Metazoa, Arthropoda, Insecta, Coleoptera, Tenebrionidae. Gene Ontology annotation, molecular function: protein binding. The coding region runs from base 205 to 1422 and encodes 405 amino acids.
GUGCUUUUUCCAACCUUUCGCAUUGGCACACGCAACGAAUAAAUUUCUUUCAAAUAAAUAUUUUCCGAUAAAAAUCCACUCCCAAUCUACCUAAUUAAUCAUUUAUAUGAUAACGUUUCAUCGAAUUAAUUAGAAAAAUCCACGAUUUUUGAAAAAUAUCUCGUUACGAAAUUUUGACAUUUGGCGCCAAAUUUAAACUUCAAAAUGAGUCUCCGAAAGAAUAAAGAAAAAGAUAAAUUUAAAGGGCUACCCCAGCGUAAAUCAAUGGCAGGCCCCACUCUUUUGAGCACAUUCACCCAACCGGGGGCCAUGAGAAAGAGCAUCGUCAGCGACAUGAUGGGGAAGCAAAUGAGGGCUAGUUACGACUCUGAAAACGAAACGGUCAAUCUCCAACACACUUUACCUUAUAAAGACUAUACGGCGCUAGACGGACGUAUUAAAAUGGUGUCAAUCACUGACGUAAAUAAAGAAAUUUUGUGUUGCAAAUACAACGAGGAUUUUGCCUAUUUAGCAGCGGGUUGUUCGGAUGGAAACAUCAUGAUGUAUACAACCGAAAACGGUACUUUAUUCACGAAUUUGAUCGACAAUGACAUCGAAAGGGCGACUGCUCCGGUGACGGCAAUACAACAUCGACCGGUCUCGAAAAGCUACCCCAUUAAUAACUGUUUUACUUGCACUUACGCUAACGGAUUCGUCAAAUGUUGGAAUUACAAUUUCAAUCAAUGUCUUUAUACGAUCAAAGAAAAUAGGGAAACUUUCGGCCUGACUUACCACCCCAGAUACCCCAAAUUUGUCACUUAUGGUGACGAUUGCAAAAUUUAUUUGUACGAUGAGGAAAGCAAAACCCAAGAACGGAUUUUAUCAAGCAGUAACAACCCCAAGAUCCACGACGGACAUACAUCUCGAGUUUUCGCCGCCUGUUUCCACCCCCGAUCCAAUUACGAAUUACUAACUGGGGGUUGGGACGACGUAGUCCAUUUUUGGGACUUGCGACAACCUCAUGCGAUACGACACAUUUCGGGGGUUCACAUGUGCGGCGAAGGCGUUGACAUCAACUCGAAAGGGACCGAAGUCUUGACAUGUGCUUUUCAAGUUGAAAAGCCAUUUCAAGUCUUCGAUUACGGCUCUGGUAACUUGAUUGGAACUAUGGACAAAGGGGAGGAAAACUCAAAAUUGUACAUUGGGAAAUACGUGUCGAAAGAUUUCGUCGUGUGUGGAGGCACAGCCCCUAAUAUUUUCCGAAUCAUUGAUAUGACUACUUACAUGAGUGUGGCUUCUGUUUUGGGCUUACCUUCGGCUGUUUACUCUCUGGAUUUGGGCCCCCCGAAGAAAGGGGUGGCUGCUCAACGCACCGAUAUCGGCGCUUCGCCCCAAAUGGCCUUCGUAUCGGGGAAAAAAUUAUACCAAGUGGACUUUAAUUAAACAAUCGCUCUUUAUUGACAUUAAAGCGAUACAUUUUAUUUUUUUUUAUAAUACACGCUAUAGUACAAAAAAGAAAAAUCUAUCACACAAAUACACACAAAGCAAGAACAGCGUUAACUAAAUUUCUAUUCUAAAAAGAAAAGUAAGAAUAAAAAAAAACC